AUGCAAUCGACUACGCCCAUCCUGCGAGGCCUGUCAGACGCUGUUCCCAAGAAGCGUGGGCCAAAGACGGACGUGCUGGAAGCGCUCUUGAAGAGAGUCGAUGGUCUGGAAGCAAAGUUGAAGGAGAAGAACGCAGGGGAAAAGACCCCGACCACUCCGACCACUGCGGGCCUCAAAGACGAAGACGCUUCGCGAUCAGAAGACAGCCCUGAGGAUGACCCCAAUCCUAACCCCAAACGCCUGGCACUGGACACCAAAAUUGACGCCGAUGAAUCAGCCGUUUAUUCGCCUGCCCCGGCAAGUGAACCCUCGCCGCCCAGCGUCCAGCCCGAUGCAUUAUUGGAUACAUACUUCACAAGAUUCCACUCCAAGCCAUAUCACAUCUUGGACGAAUCUUCCGUUCGGCAGCGGCUUCAGUUAAACCAACUGCCAAAUUAUUUAGUUCAUGGCAUAUACGCUGUUGCUGCGAGAUACACGCCUCAUCCAAGUGGAUACCAAUCAGCUGUUCACCUGAGCGAAGAGUUUGCUUCACGCUCCAGGGCCGAGAUUGAUACAGAUGAGCCUUCAGUUGACGCCCUUCAGGCACUGCUUCUGCUCGUCAUUGCCUUUACUGCAGCAGGCAAAGGCAAAAAGGCGUAUAUGUUGAUGACAAAUGCAGUGGGCAUGGCAAUGGCUCUUGAGACUCACCGCGAGCUGGACAACAACGCCCGGGUCACUCCCGUCGAGCGAGAAAUGAGGCGGAGACUAUUCUGGACGUGUUAUCUGCUUGACCGAUUUCUGGCGUGCGGUUCGAAGCGCCCCUCUCUCAUCGGCGACAAGGCCAUCCUCCUCCGGUUGCCAUGUUGGUCGCCCAAUCCUUCCGUCCCCCCGAUGGAUGGAGAGUUCUUCCAACCCGGAUCCAACUUGCAGUUUCUCCAGGGCAGCGGGAAGAAGUCUCAAGGGAGCACUGGAAUGCUCAUCGACAUCAGCCGUAUCCUUGGUAUCACAAACCGUUACCUGGCGGCAGGAGGUGUGAAGGGCGACUCCCACUUCCCGUGGCACUCGCUGUCGAACCUGUCCAAAAUUCGCCAAGACUUGGAUAUCUGGGCAUCCGGCACUGAAGAUGUCUUCUCGAGCCUCGACACGCUCUUUGGCCAACCCGACUCAACGAUUCUGGUACUGAGCAAGCUUAUAUACCACCUCAUUCACUGCCUUAUUUACCGGCCCUUUCUGCCUAUCGACCUCGCCGAGCUUGCGGGAACCGGACAGCACCAGUCUUGGCAGAUUGAAGCGACGAACAUGUGUUUCUUGCACGCCAACGCCAUCUCCGAACUGGUGGAACUUGGAAAACAGACUGGCACGAUCGAAUGGCCGGCGUUUGUAGGAUAUUGCAUCUGCACCGCCGGCACAGUUCAUAUCCACGGCGCCCACUACAACAAGAACGGAGGUGGCGAUUCGACUGUUUUCGGUAUGUCGGCGGACUUUUUGUCUCGGGAGAUGCAACAGUUGAGCGAGCUGCGAUACGCCUGGGCUAGCGUCCAGCAUCAGAGGGAGACGCUUCAGGGCAUCUAUAACGCUCAUGCAGAGCUGGUCAAGAGCCUCGGGAACAACGCUAUGCGGCACUCUCCAGCAUUCCACCUUGAGGACUUUUUUGACCGGUACUCCAACAUUGGCGGACCGGGCGGGCAGACCUUCAACUUCGAUGCGGCGAACCUGAGUCUUUCUGAUAUCGUCGUCGACUUCACUACAGAUACGUACACAGGUCAUGACCUGUACGCGCCUCGCGCAAACAGCAUGCACGAACAAGAGCGGCCCAGUUUGAAGCGAAAGAACACGGCUCCGUCCGGCCGGAAGCGCCCAGAUGGCAAAGUACUCUCGCCGCUCAGCAUCACCCGCAUGGCGUCUCCUCAUGGCCUACCGACGCCGUCUCAUACUCGCCAUUCGUUUUCACAUCACACACCAACAAUGGCCGCCCACCCCUCCCCGGGGCUGCUUGCAACACCCGUCUCUCUGCCUCCACACCCCGAGGCGAUGGAGCACCAUUCAAUACCUGUAGCUCACGGCCGCUACGAUGAAGUAGCAGCCAAUAAUGCGGCUGUGGCGGCAGCUGCGGCCGCUGGGUUCUCGCUCGGGCAUCAGCCUCACCAUCAGAGCAACAUGCCUGCACAUCCCUCAUCCUCCUUCCCUCCUCAAUUCAGCUUCGCCACUCCUGGUCAAAGCGGGAGCAACGAGGGAGGCGGCACUUACGAUCCUAUGUUUGGCAGCUUGCCCACGAACGCGUUCAGUAGCCCAGCGGCCUGGCACGGCGAUGAUGGAGGAAACAAAGCGGCGGGGAUUGCCGCGCCUAGUCCAGGGACCAAAAGCAACAACGGCAGUACGGGUACUGGUCCGGGCGAAGAGAAGGACCCCUUUCUAAGUCUACUAGAGCACCUUGCGGACAACGAGCAUCAGAUCACACGAGGCCCCGGCAGUGAGCUCGACUUCUUCUUUAGCGGCACCGGAGCAACACAGUGA
This is a messenger RNA of Colletotrichum graminicola M1.001, 2493 nucleotides long. Its product is annotated as fungal specific transcription factor domain-containing protein. NCBI's taxonomy places the organism in Eukaryota, Fungi, Ascomycota, Sordariomycetes, Glomerellales, Glomerellaceae. Gene Ontology annotation, cellular component: nucleus. Gene Ontology annotation, molecular function: zinc ion binding; DNA binding. The transcript is spliced from 5 exons. Gene Ontology annotation, biological process: DNA-templated transcription. Bases 1 to 2493 code for a protein of 830 amino acids. The record is from RefSeq and is a predicted model, not a curated record.